GAUUUAUUUAGUGCUAAACUCAGAAAAUUGCAAUAGGAUAUAGCUAGAGACAGCUAUAUCUCUCUCUCUCUCUCUCUCUCUCUCUCAUAUAUAUAUAUAUAUAUAUAUAUGUACUGCUGAGAAACGCAGCAUAUAUAUAUAUAUACACUAAUACUGAAGUUGUUGAGAUCGAAGCCAGUAGUCCGGUUCCUUCUUCCUUGUAUUUGAACUUGUGUGAGUGUGUGAUAUAUAUAUAUAUAUAUAUAUAUAUAUACACAUGGGGAUGGGAUUACCGAUGUGUAAGAUACUUACUACCUGCUGCUUCUUGCUGCUGAUGAAGUCCUGUGCAACCGCUGCUGAUCAACAUCAUCCCCUACAGACGAAUAUAAAGGGUAGGAGGUCUGAGAUCCAGAGCAGGAGGAGGAGUGUUUUGGCUAAUGGGCUGGGUCUAACACCCCCAAUGGGAUGGAAUAGUUGGAACCACUUCCAGUGUAAUAUUGACGAGACAUUGAUCAGACAAACAGCGGAUGCAAUGGUCUCAACAGGGCUCGCUGCUUUGGGAUAUCUUUACAUAAAUUUAGAUGACUGUUGGGGAGAACUUAAUAGAGAUUCCGAGGGAAAUUUAGUUGCUAAAGCUUCCACAUUUCCCUCUGGAAUAAAGGCUCUAGCGGAUUAUGUGCAUAGCAAAGGGUUAAAGAUUGGAAUCUACUCUGAUGCUGGAAAUUUAACAUGCAGUACUAAGAUGCCUGGAUCACUUGGCUAUGAAGAGCAAGAUGCCAAAACUUUUGCUUCUUGGGGGAUUGAUUAUUUGAAGUAUGAUAAUUGCAACAACAAGGACAUAAGUCCGAAAAAGAGGUAUCCUAAAAUGAGCAAAGCUUUAUUAAAUUCUGGAAGGCCUAUAUUUUUUUCUCUCUGCGAAUGGGGACAAGAAAACCCUGCCACUUGGGCCCCAAGCAUUGGGAAUAGUUGGAGAACAACAGGAGACAUUGAAGACAAGUGGGAAAGUAUGACAUCCUGUGCAGAUCAAAAUGACAAAUGGGCAUCUUAUGCUGGACCUGGUGGAUGGAACGAUCCUGAUAUGCUUGAAGUUGGCAAUGGAGGCAUGAACAAGGAAGAGUACCGUUCACAUUUCAGCAUAUGGGCAUUAGCUAAGGCUCCUCUUUUGAUUGGGUGUGAUAUUCGUGCAAUAGACAAUGUCACCCUUGAAAUACUUAGCAACAAGAAAGUUAUCGCAGUGAACCAAGAUAAACUUGGAGUUCAAGGGAAAAAGGUGAAAAAAGAUGGAGAUUUGGAGGUUUGGGCUGGUCCACUUAGUGAUAAUAAGGUUGUAGUUGUGCUAUGGAAUAGAGGAUCUUCAAAAGCUAAUAUUACUGCUUUCUGGUAUGAAAUAGGCCUUAAUUCAACAACUGUGGUCAAUGCAUAUGACUUAUGGGAGCAUUCAAUCCAAUCCUUCAUAAGCACACAACUCUCCGCCAAUGUGGACUCCCAUGCUUGUAAGAUGUAUGUCUUGAUCCCAGUACAAGGAGAGUAAAAUGAGUAAAAUUUGUAAAUGAGGGUGGUUCAAAAGAGAGGGAUCCUAAUAUUUAUUUAUUGUGUAUUUCUAAAUUUUAAAUUGAUAUAGUUAUACAUUAUAACUAAAUAAAAAACUUACUCAACAAUGGUGAAUAAAUAAUGAAUAAAUAUAUAAAUUUACGUA
Molecule: messenger RNA, 1675 nt
Organism: Malania oleifera
Lineage: Eukaryota; Viridiplantae; Streptophyta; Magnoliopsida; Santalales; Ximeniaceae
Product: alpha-galactosidase-like
Exons: 15
Coding region: 257-1510 (417 amino acids)
Biological process (GO): carbohydrate metabolic process
Molecular function (GO): hydrolase activity, hydrolyzing O-glycosyl compounds
Source: RefSeq, a predicted model, not a curated record